Messenger RNA from Alternaria incomplexa, 1278 nucleotides. RefSeq lists its product as uncharacterized. NCBI's taxonomy places the organism in Eukaryota, Fungi, Ascomycota, Dothideomycetes, Pleosporales, Pleosporaceae. The transcript has 2 exons. The coding region runs from base 1 to 1278 and encodes 425 amino acids. The record is from RefSeq and is a predicted model, not a curated record. Gene Ontology annotation, biological process: mitochondrial transmembrane transport.
AUGGCCACGGCCACCCAGCGAGCCGAGGAAGCGGACCCGAGCGGUGUGGGCGAUGUGUCGCUCGGACAAAAGAUGCUGUCGGCAGUGUCUGGCAGUGUCCUCACGUCGUUACUAGUCACACCCCUCGACGUCGUCCGCGUACGAUUACAAUCACAAGAAACCGUCUCGACCACAGCGUCACGGCCACACGGUUACAAUGGCGCAACACUCACUCAAUUCCGCGAUCUGCCUCCGAACCUCGGCAUAUCGUCUUGCUGUAGAGAGGUCUUCUGGAUGAAUAACAAAGCACCUUUCUGUGUGGCGGGGCCUACCAUGGCACCCAUUAACCCCGCCGAUCUGAGCUGUGCGGUAGAGGAGGUCGAACGGAAGACAAUAAAUAGCACAUGGGAUGGCCUACGCAAGAUUGCACAGAAUGAGGGACCGCGAACACUCUGGAGAGGACUGUCACCAACUCUGGUCAUGGCAGUACCUGCAAACGUCAUCUACUUCGCCGGAUACGAUUGGCUGCGGACAGCGCAAGCUUCGCCCCUACGACAAACCGUAUCCGAUGCGUACAUACCAUUAGUGGCAGGAGCGACUGCGCGGAUACUCGCUGCGAUAGCGGUAGGCCCGAUCGAAAUAUUCAGAACGCGAAUGCAGGCAGCGAACUCUACCGCCACUGCCGCCGGACACUUUCGAGACACAAUGGACGGACUGAAAGACAUGGUCGGCAACCAGGGAGUCUUCAGUCUAUGGCGGGGCCUCACAUUGACCCUCUGGCGCGACGUACCCUUCUCGGCCUUCUACUGGUGGGGUUAUGAAGCCACAAGAAAUGUUCUGACCGACCAACGAGGACGGAGAGAGGCAAGAAACGACGGCUUCGAGUUCCGCAUGGGCCGUGGCGAGGAGAGGGUCCGACGAAGAAGCAGAUCUCGAAGCCAGGAAAACCACAGAGAUACACUAGUCGAUAGCUUCAUCGCUGGUGCUACGUCAGGAGCAGUCGCGGCCUUUGUCACCACACCAUUCGACGUCGGAAAGACAAGACAACAAGUCGCGCGGCACAUGGGCGAGACCGCUAAAGACAUUGCGAAUUCGACACGGCCAGAAGACCAAUCCAUGCCAAGAUUCCUGAUGCACAUCUACCGCGAGCAAGGCAUGCCAGGCUUGUUCAAGGGUUGGGCUGCCCGAUGUCUCAAGAUCGCACCGGCAUGCGCCAUCAUGAUCAGUUGCUACGAGUUUAGCAAGAAGAUGGCCCUGGAUAUGAAUGAACGACGAGAACGAGAACGACAGGACGCAUGA